Cyprinus carpio (common carp) is the source of this 1057-nucleotide messenger RNA. Its product is annotated as microfibril-associated glycoprotein 4-like. Gene Ontology annotation, biological process: elastic fiber assembly. Bases 164 to 901 code for a protein of 245 amino acids. The transcript is spliced from 5 exons. Lineage: Eukaryota; Metazoa; Chordata; Actinopteri; Cypriniformes; Cyprinidae. The record is from RefSeq and is a predicted model, not a curated record.
CAGAUAUUUAACAGUGUUUGUGUCACAUUGAACAACAUCGCAACACAAACGUUACUGUUUUAUUCUCCAUCAUUUACCACACAAAGCAUUCAGCGUUCAGAUAAUCAUUCAGCAGAAGAGUGUUUACUUUCUUCAAGAUUCUUCAAGCGAAGGCAAGAUUGCAAUGACGGUGUUUGUCGUGGCGCUUCUCUCUGUUCUCAUGGGGUUUUCUGUGUCUGUUUCUGAUGGAUUCAAGCCCGUCGACUGCUCUGACGUUUAUAAAUCAGGACGGAUACUCAGUGGGAUUUACUCCAUCUAUCCAGCAGGACACAUUCCUGUCUGGGUUUACUGUGAGAUGAUCUCAGGUGGGAAAUAUGAAGACAACGGAGCAUGGACGGUGAUUCAGAGGAGAAUGGACGGCAGUGUGAAUUUCUAUUUGCCAUGGAAUCAGUACAGGACAGGAUUUGGGAAUGUGGAGGGAGAAUACUGGCUGGGGCUGGAGAACAUGUACCAGCUGACACGUAAGAACAAGUACAUGCUGAGAGUGGAUCUGGAGGACUUCACCGGAAGGAGAGGCUUCGCUCUGUACUCGUCCUUCUCUGUGGGUCCUGAAGCUGAUGGGUACAAACUACAAGUUUCAGGAUUCAAAGAUGGAGGAGCAGGCGACUCUUUGGCCUACCAUAAUGGACAGAAGUUCUCCACCUUUGACAAGGACCAAGACUCCAGUAGUGGUAAGAACUGUGCCAAAGUGUAUCUCGGGGCAUUUUGGUACAAAGAAUGUCACAAUGCAAACCCCAACGGUGUGUAUUUAUGGGGAGAAGAUCCCACCCUUUUCGCCAUUGGAAAUGUUUGGUACACAUGGAAGAGCAGUUUUGCUGUUGGCAUGAAAUUCAUCAGCAUGAAGAUCAGACGUGUGUCAUAGAAACAUAGUGAUUUCAGGAGCAAACAUCCGAUGUUGUGUUCACUAUAUUACAAAAGUGAAGGUUUAACGUUUUAUUUUUGAAUCAACUAUUAUCUGCUUCUGGUCUUUUGAUUUACUGGUAUGUAAAUGAACUUCCAAUAAACUCCUGCACUGCAA